Molecule: messenger RNA, 1668 nt
Organism: Penicillium bovifimosum
Lineage: Eukaryota; Fungi; Ascomycota; Eurotiomycetes; Eurotiales; Aspergillaceae
Exons: 4
Coding region: 1-1668 (555 amino acids)
Biological process (GO): carbohydrate transport; transmembrane transport
Cellular component (GO): membrane
Molecular function (GO): carbohydrate:proton symporter activity
Source: RefSeq, a predicted model, not a curated record
AUGCUGACCAAGCGGUUUUUGGGCCUCAAUGGCACCAAGCUUCAGGUUGCCAUCGGCCUUGUCGCCGGGAUGGAUUUUCUGCUAUUCGGUUACGAUCAAGGUGUAACUGGCGGUUUGCUGACCCUCGACUCUUUCGUCAAAUAUUUCCCCGAGAUCAACACACUUGAAUCUUAUACUGGAGACUGGAGCCCCGCUGCGAGGAGUAACCAGUCAACCCGACAAGGUAUCACAGUCGCGGCGUACAACUUGGGAUGUUUCGCAGGUUCAAUUCCCACAAUCUGGAUCGGUAACAUCCUGGGUCGUCGCAAGGCAAUCUUUCUCGGAUCGUUCAUUAUGUGUAUCGGUGCCAUCCUUCAGUGCACGUCUUAUGGACUGGCUCAACUUAUCGUCGGUAGACUUGUCACAGGAUUUGGCAACGGAAUCAACACGUCCACAGUCCCUACUUGGCAGUCAGAAUGUUGUAAAUCUCAUCGCCGAGGCCAGAUGGUCAUGAUCGAGGGUGCCAUGAUCACAUGCGGUAUAACCAUUAGCUACUGGAUCGACUUCGGCCUCAUGUUCGCAGACCCCAACGAAGUUGCUUGGCGAUUCCCGCUAGCAUUCCAGAUCUUCUUCGCAGCAAUUAUUUUGGGAUUUGUGAUGUUCCUCCCCGAAUCACCACGCUGGCUUAUCUUGAAAGGUCGCGAGGAAGAAGCAAAGGAGGUUUUAACAUGCUUGAUGGGCGAUGAGACCGACGAGCUUUUUAUCGAAACUGAAUUCACCGCUAUCAAGGCGACUGUGCUCGAAAUGGCAACGGGGUCGUUCCGAGACAUGUUCACAAUGGGCGAGGACCGUCAUUUCCACCGUACCAUGCUCGCAUAUGUGAAUCAGAUGUUCCAGCAAAUUUCUGGUAUCAAUCUGAUCACCUACUAUAUCCCCACUCUACUCGAACAGCAGGUUGGUUUAGACGCCACGACCUCACGUCUGAUUUCUGCGUGUAAUGGCACAGAAUACUUCAUCGCCUCCUGGAUAGCUGUGUUCACCAUUGAGAAGUUUGGCCGUCGAACACUCAUGCUCUUUGGUGCCGUGGGGAUGUCAAUCUCAAUGGUAGUGCUGGCCAUUGCCGACAGCAUUUCCUCCAGCCACAAACAAACCCCCGUCGGCGUCAAGGCAGGAGUGGCCCAAACGGUCUUCCUGUUUGUGUUUAAUACAUUCUUUGCCAUUGGUUGGCUUGGUAUGACUUGGCUGUAUCCCGCUGAGAUUGUUCCAUUGAAGAUUCGUGCCCCGGCCAACGCAUUGGCUACCUCAUCCAACUGGAUUUGGAACUUCAUGGUUGUCAUGAUUACUCCAGUUGCUUUCGAAAGCAUCGGUUAUAAGACUUAUAUCAUUUUUGCCGUCAUCAAUGCGGCCAUCGUGCCGGUGGUCUACUUCUUCUUCCCUGAGACUACCAUGCGCUCACUGGAGGAGAUGGACCGUAUUUUCCGCAAGACUACCAGUGUCUUCGAGGUGGUGUCACUCGCCCGCAGUGAGCCCCACAUGUAUGGUCCCAACGGCGAGCUUUUACGUACUCUGGACGACGCAGAGGAUGAUGCCGUUCGCCGUGCUAGUUACCUCAGCAAGGAGGGUAAGGCACAAAACCAGAGCCUGACUCAACAUGCCGAAAAUUACAGCGAUGGUAGCGAGGAGAGAUAA